GUUGGCUCUAGUGCUAAAACUCUCGCCUGAGCUUGAUUGUUGCCGUUUCCACUUCACCCAUCUUUGGUUAGGGUUUUCCUCUUCAAACUGCAGUGAUUGAUGGAUUACAACUCAGAUCGUGGUUAUGAUGACUCUUACCAUCGUCACGUACACGAGGAACAACUACCUCCGUCGGAUUAUGAAGUGGAGACCUUUGAUGACCGGAGGAACGGUGGUGCAGCCGUUGAUACUGGUGGGGUUCAGAUGAAGCACUCCGUUGAGCAUCGCCAUUCGUCUUCGUCCAUGUCUUCUCCUGGGAAACUAUUCGUAGGUGGAGUUUCUUGGGAAACAACUGAAGAAAAUUUUGCCAAUUACUUUGGAAAGUUUGGAGAAGUUGUCGAUUCUGUAAUCAUGACAGAUAGAAUGACUGGAAAACCAAGGGGAUUUGGGUUUGUGACUUUUGCUGAUCCAGCUGUUGCGGAGAAAGUUUUGGAGGAAGAACAUGUAAUAGAUGACCGAAAGGUUGACCUGAAAAGGACAGUUCCUAGAGGGGACAGGGAUACUGAUAUCAAAGCGGUAUCAAAGACUAGGAAAAUCUUUGUUGGUGGACUUCCACCACUUUUAGAAGAAGAUGAACUGAAGAACCAUUUCUGUGUAUAUGGUGAGAUAAUCGAGCACCAGAUCAUGUAUGACCACCACACUGGAAGGUCUAGAGGGUUCGGUUUUAUAACUUUUCAGACAGAAGAUUCUGUUGACAGACUUUUCUCCGAUGAAAAAGUUCACGAGCUCGGUGACAAGCAGGUGGAGAUAAAAAGGGCUGAACCAAAGAGAACCGGCAGAGAUAACAGCUUUCGGGCCUAUAAUGCUAGUGGUAAGUAUGAUCAGGAAGAUUUUUAUGGUGGGAAAGGAAAUGAAGAGUACAAUAUGUAUUCGGGUUAUGGUGGUUAUGGCGGUUAUGGAGCCUACGCAGGGAACUCCAUGGUUAACGCUUCUGGAUUUUAUGGUUACUGUGGUGGGUAUGGCUAUGGUUAUGGUUAUGGAAGUCAAAUGUUCAACCUGGGUUAUGGAGCUGGCGGUUACAGCCAUAUGGGUGGUGGCUAUGGUGUUGCUGCGGCUACUGCUUAUGAAGGUAGAAAAGCUCAUGGAAACGGAAACAGCAGCUCAAGCAGUGGCAGAGGAAAUGGGACUAAUGGUUCAGGGCCAGCUCGAUACCAUCCUUAUCAAAAGUAAGAACUUCCGGCUGCGGCAGAGACUCUGUCUUUUUUCUUUUUUUUUUGUAAAAAGAUGUUUUUUUCUCUUUUUUUUUUGCUUCAAGGAACGGUUAAGUUAAGAAAUAGAUUGGGACACUUCACCAAUUCUUUACAUUCAACUAUUGUGAGAUAGACAUGUUUGAAGACAUGUCAAUUUUGUGAUAAAGGUGUUGUUAUUUAAGGCCAAA
This is a messenger RNA of Capsella rubella, 1417 nucleotides long. RefSeq names its product heterogeneous nuclear ribonucleoprotein 1. The transcript is spliced from 7 exons. The record is from RefSeq and is a predicted model, not a curated record. Bases 100 to 1209 code for a protein of 369 amino acids. Gene Ontology annotation, molecular function: RNA binding. Lineage: Eukaryota; Viridiplantae; Streptophyta; Magnoliopsida; Brassicales; Brassicaceae. Gene Ontology annotation, cellular component: nucleoplasm. Gene Ontology annotation, biological process: regulation of gene expression.